UUGUGUUGCUGCGCGACGGCCGCAAGCGAGAGGGGAACGACCGAGAAGAACUGAAGCGGGGACCUUUGGUUGCGUCCGAAUGUCAAGGAGAGGGAUGCGAACGGUUUCUUCGGGUUUUUUGCCGGGGGCUUGGAUUUCGGUUGCUGUACGUGCAAACGAGUGGGAGAGGUUGCAGUGAUCUACAUCCUUGGGCGGGAGCACGUAUCAGGGGAAAGUCUCAUUUGUUUCAACAAAUGGAUUGCAUCAGUUGCACAUCUUCAUAUUCUUCCUGGCAGUAUUUCAUGUUGUAUGCAGCGCUCUAACAAUGGCUCUGGGAAGAUUGAAGAUUCGCCGAUGGAAGGAGUGGGAAAAUGAAACUCGAUCCCUUAACUAUGAGUUCUCUCAUGAUCCGUCAAGAUUCAGAUUGGUCCGUGAGACAUCCUUUGUGAAAGAACACACAACUUUGUGGGACAUGCAUCCUGUUCUGCUUUAUUUUGUUUGUUUCUUCCACCAAUUUUUCAGAUCUGUUCGAAAAGCAGAUUACCUUACUCUCCGUCAUGGUUUCAUAAAUGUCCAUUUGGCUUCUGGAAGCAAAUUUAAUUUCCAAAAAUAUAUAAAAAGGUCACUGGAAGACGACUUCAAGGUAGUAGUUGUAAUCAGACCUCUUCUGUGGGCAUCUGCGGUUGUUUUUUUACUGCUUAAUGUUCACGGAUGGAAGGAACUAUUCUGGGUGUCACUACUUCCCCCAAUUAUUCUCUUGGCUAUUGGGACGAAUCUGCAGGCGAUAAUUGCGAAAAUGGCGAUAGAAAUUAAAGAAAAACAUGCUGUUGUUCAAGGAGUUCCUUUGGUUCAGCUAAGUGAUAAUCAUUUUUGGUUCAAGAAUCCUGGUCUUGUUCUUUCUUUAAUACAUUUCACAUUGUUUAUGAAUGCAUUUCAGUUGACCUAUUUCUUCUGGAUAUGGUAUGACUUCGGCUUGAGAUCUUGCUUCCACCAAAAUUUUGGGUUUAUCAUCGGACGAGUCUUUCUCGGGUAAGUUCUCUUUUAUUUUUAUUUUUAUUUUUUCCCCGAAGACACCAAUUAUCAACUACAUGUUUUCUGAUUAGAUAUGCUUAUUUUUUUAUAUCAUUUUUAUUUUUUAGAGAGAAUGGUGAUGGAGCUAUUUUAGAAAAUAGUAUUGAUAAAAUAUCAUAGGAGUAGAAUUAAAUGAACAAAAGGCUAUCUAGGGGGUUGGGGUUGUAUUCUAUUUUAUUGUAGAUUCAUUCAUUAAGAAGGUUUCUUCUCUUAAAUUGUAUGUAACAUAGAAAUUAUUUCUUUCCAUAGUAAUUGAUAAAGGGAGUGUAUAUAGG
Phalaenopsis equestris is the source of this 1325-nucleotide messenger RNA. Its product is annotated as MLO-like protein 10. The transcript has 11 exons. Gene Ontology annotation, biological process: defense response. The coding region runs from base 305 to 1012 and encodes 235 amino acids. Lineage: Eukaryota; Viridiplantae; Streptophyta; Magnoliopsida; Asparagales; Orchidaceae. The record is from RefSeq and is a predicted model, not a curated record. Gene Ontology annotation, cellular component: membrane.